This is a messenger RNA of Triticum aestivum (bread wheat), 1228 nucleotides long. RefSeq lists its product as uncharacterized. The record is from RefSeq and is a predicted model, not a curated record. Lineage: Eukaryota; Viridiplantae; Streptophyta; Magnoliopsida; Poales; Poaceae.
GCCUCCAAGAGCGCCGUCAAUCCCGGUCCCGGAAGGACCGCCGCAAGGAUCCUCGGCCGGACAAACAGAUACAACCUAGUAAGAGCCUCGACCCUAACCUGUCGAGGGAUGUUCGGGAUUCAGAUCAACUUUUGUGGAUCCGACAACAUCGCAUGCUCAACCAUUCAGAAUCUGCGCUGCCGCCGAGCGCUAUACUUCCUGCCAACUCCUCGGGAAUGGAUGCUCUCAUUAUCCUCAUCCUAUGCUACAAUUCUUUGGUAUUUUUGUCCAGUUUUACAGGAACGCCUUGAAUAUCAUGUGUGGCAAUACACAUAUUGAUGUAUAUGGCUUGCUUGCUGUAAGGGAUUCCUUGGAUCCUUCCCGGAACUAUAUUUUUCACCGCUCGAGAGAGAAUGCUCAAGCUAUCGACGUGAAUGGUGGCUAUCUAAGUCUGAGCUACCCUGCACGGGGCAUAUCUGCAAUGGGCUGCCUGAUUGAGAUUGAUAUAAAGAUCAAGGGCAAGGAAGUUGGCAAAGAUUUGUCAAUUAUUGAUGGAUCUGUGAAAGCCUUUGGGCAGUUUGACUCGAGGACUGCUAACCAUGUUGAUAACGUCAAUGGUAAAAUUAUAUUAAAGACACAUGUUGUUCGUAAAGGUGUUGAGGCAACUAUACACCUCGAUUUUGUGGAGGUGCUAACAGGCGGCUUCAAUGUGCGGAUGCAUGGUAAAACUGUCCGUGGUAAAGCUGUCUACUCCUUUAUCACUGAGUGUUGUGAUGAUGACAGUUUUAUAGCCUCACCUGGGAAGCAUAAUAAGAAAUUCGUAGCGGCUGUGAACAUAGGCGAUACACUAUGUGUAGACUUCAUGGAGAAAAAGCGAGAAGCGCUCUCUUUUGUAUCAUCCAAGCACGGCAACGAGCAGCUACCUUACCGAUUCAGCAAUGGAGCUUUGGUCUUUGUUAAAGUCUUUUGGUCAACCAUCGUCGAGGGUUGGCCAUUGGAGAACCUUAUCCCCUCCCGCGUCGCUCCCGUGGGUGAUGGGGAGGGCAACCGCACCACCGCCGCCAGCGCACCCCUCCUCUCGCCUCCUCCUUCCUCGCCGCCGCCGGCGCCAGGGCCCCUCUCAUCUCAUCGUGCGGGGUGGACGGCGCGGGACGACGGCCCCGGACCUGGUGGUGACGCUUUCGUGGGGCUCCACCGCGUGGCGUCCCAUCGGCGCUGGUGCUGGCGCGCGGGUGCGGUGGCGGCGUGA